Molecule: messenger RNA, 2733 nt
Organism: Hylaeus volcanicus
Lineage: Eukaryota; Metazoa; Arthropoda; Insecta; Hymenoptera; Colletidae
Product: SET and MYND domain-containing protein 4-like
Exons: 4
Coding region: 348-2252 (634 amino acids)
Molecular function (GO): protein binding
Source: RefSeq, a predicted model, not a curated record
GUACCUGGAAAUGAGAAACUAUCGCGCAAACUAUUUCAGUCUUCGAUUAAAUUACAUCGGUAAAUUUAGAGACCUAAAUUAAGGUUUGUCGACUAGAAACACGGCCGCUGAAGUUAUGUGACAAUCAUUAGAUUGCCACGCAUAUUAGAAAUCUAGAAAAUCGGAUAAGAUUAACUGAUGAAACAUAAUACAAUUAAAGAUUUAAGUGAAAAUUUAUUUAAUAACAAAUUACUAUUUACUAGUUUACAAAGUUUAGCGAGUUCUUCAAAACCGCUUACGAUGCUGCGACGGUAGAACCAUUCGCCAGUCGUUUCAAAGAAUCGUCUACGAAUGGAGACAGAGAAGGAAUGAUAAAGGUUCUCAUGGACAUACCGUGCAUAGAGAACCUGAAGAUCGUUGAUUCGUACACGGGUAAGGAUGAUGUUAAAGCAACAGAGCUUUACAAUAAAAGUCGAACGAUUGACGAGAAUGAUGUUACGCGAGAUGAGGAAAAUAGAAUUAGCCUCCUCAUCGAAACACUGUUUACGGCCAGUGUGAGUAGUAGAUUAUUCCUGGACGCGCUCGUAGACUGCGCACGACAUUGGUACGACUCGAAGGCUUUCGCGAAAUGCCUCAAGUACUGUGAGUGUAUGCUUGCGCUUCCAGCGAACUUUUACAAUAAAACCGUAGAAAGUAUGAACGAUUUCUUGGAACGUAGGAACACGUGCGUACAUUUAGAGAGCGAGUGCGCGAAAAAUUUGAAGUCGUUGUCCUCGCGAGCCAGGAGAGCGCGUAGAAAACACAACUCGAAGCAAAGUUCAUCCUUGGAGGACCCAUUGGCGAAUCGAGGUCGCCAGGAAGCACCAACCGUUGAAGGGAAGCGGCACAACAUUCUUAAAAGUUGCUCUGACGCUGUGACUCUGCAAUUCGAUGAGAGAAGAGGCAGACAUCUCGUUGCCACCAGGGACAUUAACGCGGGAAGCGUUCUCAUCGUAGAUCCAACCUUUGCUUUCAGCACAAAUAAAGAGGCGCUAGACAGAAAUUGUUUACAUUGUCACGUCACCCUUAAAUGGACCGACGUUGUUAAGAUUCCCUGUCAUUUGUGUCGAACGGUGUCUUUCUGUUCGGAGAAGUGUCGCCGUGAAGCAUGGCAGAUGUACCAUCGAUACGAAUGUUCCGUAUUCGACGCUUUUUACGAGAACGAUUCCGAGCAAAAGCAGCGUCAAGCUACGCACUUGUUACUGGCCUAUAGAAUGACGAUCGUGGGGUUCUUAUCUUCAAACGCUGGAAAAACGAAUAACAAUAACAAUACGGAAGACGAUAUUCCAUUUCUGAAUGACAAUUUCCUUCGGUAUCACACUACAAGCGUAAAUAAAAUAUCCAACACAUUAGGGAUCAGUGAGGUGUACACUCCCCACGAUUAUCGCACCGUGUUAGCGUUAGAAACUCAUUGCGCGACUUUGGAACCGAACGUGAACCUUAUUCGCGCUAUCGAGGCAAUCUUUUUAGCAAAAUGCUUUACUUUCGCCUUGAGUAGAUUGGACGUUGUUUGCUUGAAGGAAACUCUUCUCUCCUUAGCUGUAGGAACAUUGCAUCAUUUACAGGCGAUUAAUUGCAACGCCUACGAGAUCGUAGAGAACGUGUACGACAAGGAGACUCAUGUUUGGGAACCGAGACUUGUUGGCGGGGCUAUCUAUCCAUCGGUCAGUCUUGUAAAUCACAGCUGUUGCCCGAACGUCGUUCGUCAUUCUUAUCCAUCAGGAACAGUCGUGGUAAGAACAUUACGCUUUAUCGGUAAGGGUACCGAAAUUCUUGAUUGCUAUGGGCCACAUUUUCUUACCGAAGGCAGAUUACAAAGACGCGAGUAUUUGUGGAAAAAGUAUCGUUUUCUGUGCGCAUGCGAAGCUUGCACGCAAAACUGGCAGUAUCCGUUACCUGAAACAAUGAAUUAUAAAUGCAGGGCAUGUUCAGAAAUAAUCGGUACACUUAGUUUGAAUGAAAAAGAUACGCGGAACGUAUCGAGUACACUAUGUCGCAAGUGUAAUGAGAAAAUCGAUUGUAAAAAAUUAAACAAUCAACUUCGAAAAUCAAUUGACAAACGAUUAAACGCGAUUUCCAAGAUGUACGAAAGGCAAUACGCACAGGCUCUGCCUCAAUUACUUGAGCAUAUAUACUUUAUUGACAAGUUUUUCGCUGCACCCAACAUCGAGACUAUCAAAACACAACAAUGUAUCAUUCAAUGUUACAAUCAGUUUGGCUGUACCUCCCAAUAAUAAGUUAACAAAAUUUUCAUAUUUCUUUCUCUCUCUCUACAUACAUAACGUUACAUGAUUUGGGAUUUAUAUCACAAAGUGUUGAAAGAAAUUUUUUGUUACGAUUAUUUUUUGUAUUAAACAUUAUGUAUCUUUGACCCCUACGAGCAGUGCAAAAUGUUACAAAAAAUACAAACUGCCCUGCAUUCACGAUCGUUUGACCUUGUUUUUACAAUUUACAAUUAUCGAAGAAGUUGAUGUUUCCGAUGUAAAUGAAUGUUGAGCAUAAAUUUAGUAAGGCUUUUGAAGUACAGAUGUGAUAUAAGCACCAUUGGUAUUACUGGUAAUACUUCAGUUUCUUAAUACAUAUCAACACUUGCUAUAAAUGCACGUAAUUACGAUAUUGUGUUCUUUUGCGCUUAUCAAGUGAAACUAAAAGAAAAUGCGUAGACCUUAAAAAUUAUUGUUGUAGUGUUGACACUGCUUGCAUGAAAAAUAAAAA